UUCUUAAGCCCUUACCCUGUUAGGGUUUUACACUGGCCGAGUAAAAAACCGAAAGAAAUCAGCUUUUUAUCUUAAUUUACGAUUGCAUUUUUCACAAAUUAGCGAAGAAAUUCACGGUUUCAAUGGCGGAAGAAAAGAAUUUCAAUGCCGACCAUAACGCUUACCAUGGCGGCGACGGUGCCGUCCAAAUGUACGAUCAGCAGGAUCGGUUUGAAUUGGGGAGUGAAUUGGAAGGAGGCAAUGCAGAUAGUACAGGAGGUGAAGUAAAGCAUUCGACGAGCCAUUAUGAUUCUUCGUCCAGUGGCAAGCUUUUCGUUGGAGGCGUUUCUUGGGAGACCACUGAAGAGACCUUUAGUGAUUACUUCAGCAAGUAUGGAGAAAUAGCUGAUUCAGUUAUAAUGAUGGACAAACACACUGGAAGGCCACGCGGGUUUGGUUUUGUAACGUUUUGUGAUCCUUCAGUUGCUGACAUGGUUCUGAAUAAAGACCAUGUUAUAGAUGGCAGAACGGUGGAAGUGAAGAGAACAGUUCCGAGGGCUGAUACGAACGAUAAAUUGGUAUCAAGGACAAAGAAAAUUUUUGUUGGUGGAAUUCCACCUGCUUUGACUGAAGAUGCGUUUAAGGUCUACUUCUCUUCGUUUGGUACUAUUACCGAACACCAAAUCAUGAUAGACUAUAGAACGAAGCGGUCUAGAGGAUUUGGAUUUAUAACUUUUGAGAACGAAGAUGCAGUUGAAAGUAUAUUCGCUGGAAACGAAAAACAUGAGCUUGGAGGCAAGCAGGUGGAAAUCAAGAAGGCUAUACCAAGAAGAGUUUCUUAUGAUUCACAUAGUAACAAUACUGCAGCACCACCUUCUUCAGGAUAUGGCAUGUAUAAAUGUGAAGGCUUAUAUGAUGAUAAAAUGGGCAGACCUUUUGGACGGUAUGAUGUAUAUGCACCCUUUGGCGGGUACGGUGGGAACUAUGCCAAUUUCUACGGUGCAUACAAUUACGGUUUUGGUUAUGGUGGCCCGAUGUAUAUAAACGGUAUCGGUAGAUAUGGGAUGACUGGUUACGGUGUCCCCACUUGCUAUGGUUGUACAAUGGCUGAAAGAUACCAUCCAUAUUGGUAUUGAGCAAUCUUUUCCUAGAUGGUUUCUACUAUGAAGAAAGUGAUGAUUGAUUUUGACCAGGAGCACAAAUAUCCAUCCAUCUUAGUAGCUGUGCAGUUCGAGAUUUUUUCGGUGUAAUAUAAUCGACGAUGAUCUUCUCUAUUUUUUUUUUUUUUUUUUCCUUUUUGGAGACGUGACGAUGGAAUGAUGGACAUACUUCCUCUAGGAUAUCAUAUGUUUUUGAAUCUUCACAACCGUAGUUGUGAUAUUCUCAAAUAAGGAAAACAUAUGAUGUAGAGAUAAUAUUAGUUUACUAUCUAAUUUUUCUUAACCUCUGGGGUCAACCCACCUGAACUCACUAAGACCGACGAUGGUUCGGUUUUGGUUCGAGUAAGGUUGGUUUUCAGGUUGACAUAUAGGCUUGCCGACCUCUCGACCUCCUGAGGUGAUUGACAUAGGUUUCUUUUUUUUUUUUUUUUUUU
Cucurbita pepo subsp. pepo (vegetable marrow) is the source of this 1573-nucleotide messenger RNA. Its product is annotated as RNA-binding (RRM/RBD/RNP motifs) family protein. Gene Ontology annotation, biological process: regulation of gene expression. The record is from RefSeq and is a predicted model, not a curated record. Gene Ontology annotation, molecular function: RNA binding. Gene Ontology annotation, cellular component: chromatin; nucleoplasm. NCBI's taxonomy places the organism in Eukaryota, Viridiplantae, Streptophyta, Magnoliopsida, Cucurbitales, Cucurbitaceae.